Molecule: messenger RNA, 2231 nt
Organism: Sebastes umbrosus (honeycomb rockfish)
Lineage: Eukaryota; Metazoa; Chordata; Actinopteri; Perciformes; Sebastidae
Gene: tsc22d4
Exons: 6
Coding region: 736-1749 (337 amino acids)
Biological process (GO): regulation of transcription by RNA polymerase II
Source: RefSeq, a predicted model, not a curated record
ACGUCACAGCGCAGGCGCCUCCCUGUCGGACACUCACACGCGCUCGCGCUCAGCUCGGUCAGGUCACGCGCAGGUCCCGUCUGUUCCAGUCUGUGAGAGUUAACGCGCACGGUCCACUGAAGAAGAGGAGGAGGAUGGAGGACUGAGGAAGAGUUCAGAUCUGUUGAGAGGAAGAGGAGAAGAAGAAGAAGAGGGGAGGAGAGGAAGAGGAGAGGAAGAGGAGAAGAAGAGGAAGAGGGGAGGAGAGGAGAAGAAGAGGAAGAGGAGAAGAAGAGGAAGAGGGGAGGAGAGGAAGAGGAGAAGAAGAGGAGAAGUUAACCCAGUAGAAGUUCUCUUAAUACAUCCAGGGUAUUAGUCGGAGGAGUUAACCCAGAGGAAGAGGAGGAAGAGGAAGAGGAGGAAGAGGAAGAGGAGGAAGAAGGAGGAGAGGAAGAGGAGGAAGAAGGAGAGGAAGAGGAGGAAGAGGAGGAAGAGGAAGAAGAAGAAGAAGAAGGAGGAGGAAGAGGAGUCAGUAUUUUUGUUAUUACUGAUGGAUGAAACUUUUCUCCGUGAACUCCGUGCGCGUCCCCGCCGCCUGCGCCUGUAACGCGCACGCGCUCCCCGCAGCUGUGUAUAAUGGACCGAUUGUGUCACCGUGCACGGCGGUGACGUCACAGCAGACGGAGGAGUGGCGGGAACGCGCUUCAGAUGACCACACGCACUGUGUGUUUCAGUGUGUAGUGUGUGUGUGUGAGGAUGAGCGGUGGUAAAAAGAGGAGUGGCUUCCAGAUCACCAGCGUGACCUCAGACUUCAACCAAACUCCAGCCGGCCAAUCAGCUCCCAGCAUAGUCCUGACUGUCCUCCAAUCAGCAGCCUCCUCCUCCUGCAGCCCUCAGGGAAGCUCCUCCCAGCCGACCACGCCCUCUCCUAAGAGGAAAUACAUCUCCCAUGAUGCCUCGGGGCAGGGGGCGGGGUCUUGCUCCAGGUUCAGGGUGGUGAGGCUGGUGGUGGGCGGGGCCGGCGGCGGUGGGCACGGCGAGCCGUUUCGCCGUGGGCGAUGGACUUGCACGGACUUUAUGGAGCGCCAGGAAGGGGUGGGGUUCAGGCGGGUGAUGGACACCAUGAGACACGCCCACUCCCUGGAAUCCCUGGAGAUGAUUGGCCGGGACAUGGACAGAGGCGGAGUCUACUCCCAGGACACCGCCCACCUGCUGGCUCAGCCAAUCAGAGGCAGGGAGGGGGCGGGUCUCGUACUGCGCAGCGGACCGCCCUCCCCGACACACCAAGAGCCAAUCAACAUCCGGCUCCUGGAUCGCAAGGAGCCAAUGGGAGCUCAGGGUUUUGACUCCACCCGUCCACCUCCUUCACCCCGCCCCCGAAAUGUCCCUCCUCCGCUACGAUUGGACGUUGACUCUGCAGGACGGUCUGUCCUCAGGCUGUCUCACUCUCAGCCCAGCUCCCCCCCCGCUGGACCGUACCAUCCCACUCUGACCCCCAUUCAGACCCCAGCAGCCUUCAGUCUGGACCAAACCAUCUUCAACCUGCCGGGGGACGACAGUAGUUCCAGUAACAGUCUGAUCGCCAUCGACAACAAAAUUGAGCAGGCCAUGGACCUGGUGAAGAGUCACCUGAUGCUGGCGGUCAGAGAGGAGGUGGAGCUCCUCAGAGACCAGAUCAGAGAACUUCAGGAGACGAACCAACAGCUGGAGACGGAGAACCACAUCCUGAGAACCCUAACACACACUGUACACAAUAUACACAACUCAUAACACACACUGUACACAAUAUACACAACUCAUAACACACACACUGUACACACAACAUCCUGAGAACACACACACAUCUGGGACUGACCACACGCCUGAGAGCGUCGUCGUGGUAACCAGUGUAACGAGCUGAUGAUCCGACUAAUGAGGACUCUGUUAACGGGACUAUCAGCUGAUGAUGAUGAUGAUGAAGAUGAUGGUGAUGAUGAUGGUGAUGGUGAUGAUGAUGAUGAUGAUGAUGGUGAUGAUGGUGAUGAUGAUGAUGAUGAUCAUUGAUGAAGAUGAUGAAGAUGAUCAGAAAGUAGAUUCUAAUAAAUUAAUGUCUAACUACAGAACAGACUGAUGAUGUUAGAUGAUGAAGAUGAUGAUGAUGAUGAUGAAGAUGAAGAUGUUCUUUAGUCUUCCUGACCUCCACAAUAAAACAAUAAAUACAAUCAGUUUAAACUCAAAACCUAAAAGAUAAACAAUAAAAAUAAAAUGAGAUU